This is a messenger RNA of Vespula pensylvanica (western yellowjacket), 1550 nucleotides long. It is a transcript of the gene RfC3, whose product is annotated as replication factor C subunit 5. Bases 48 to 1034 code for a protein of 328 amino acids. Gene Ontology annotation, cellular component: nucleus; DNA replication factor C complex. The transcript is spliced from 9 exons. The record is from RefSeq and is a predicted model, not a curated record. NCBI's taxonomy places the organism in Eukaryota, Metazoa, Arthropoda, Insecta, Hymenoptera, Vespidae. Gene Ontology annotation, molecular function: DNA clamp loader activity; ATP binding; ATP hydrolysis activity. Gene Ontology annotation, biological process: DNA repair; DNA-templated DNA replication.
CGUAGUUAACCUUAGAUUUAGUUUCUAAUAACAAGUGAGUAAUAAUUAUGGCUUCUGAUAAUGAAACGACUACGAAUUUACCAUGGGUUGAGAAAUACCGACCUAAAAAGUUGGAAGAACUUAUCUCUCAUGAAGAAAUAUUAAAAACAAUUAAAAAAUUCAUUGAUGAGAAUCAACUUCCUCAUCUUCUACUUUAUGGACCACCAGGUACAGGAAAAACGAGUACUAUUUUAGCUUGUGCAAAGAAACUUUACAAACCUGCUCAAUUUAAUUCUAUGGUAUUAGAAAUGAAUGCAUCUGAUGAUAGAGGAAUAGGUAUAGUCAGAGGCCAAAUUUUAAAUUUUGCGAGUACGGGUACCAUGUAUAGAUCUGGAUUUAAAUUGAUUAUUCUCGACGAAGCAGAUGCAAUGACAAACGACGCUCAAAAUGCUCUUAGAAGAAUUAUUGAGAAGUAUACAGAAAAUGUACGUUUUUGUAUUAUAUGUAAUUAUCUUGGUAAAAUUAUACCAGCUCUUCAGUCAAGAUGUACUAAAUUUAGAUUUGGCCCUUUACAAUCAGAACAAAUCUUACCAAGACUAAAUGAAGUUAUAGAACAGGAAAAUUUAAAAGUAACAGAUGAUGGGAAACAAGCACUAAUGACAUUGUGUGGUGGAGAUAUGAGGAAAGUAUUAAAUAUACUUCAGAGUACUUGGUUAGCUUUUGGAUCAGUUACAGAGGAAACAGUAUAUUCUUGUGUUGGACAUCCUCUUCCAGUUGAUAUAAGAAAUAUUACAAACUGGUUGUUAAAUGAAUCUUAUGAACUAUCCUAUUGUAAAAUACAAGAUCUAAAAAUUAAGAAAGGACUCGCGUUGCAAGAUAUUCUGACUGAAUUGCAUCUAUUUGUACAUAAAAUUGAAUUCCCAGAUUACAUACUCAUAAAUUUGGUGAUAAAAAUGGCCGAAAUCGAAAAAAGGAUAGCAGUCGGAUGUAGCGAGGCAGUACAAUUAAAUGCUCUUGUGGCGGCUUUUCACCAAGCACGAGAGAUAGAUCUUUGAAAAAUAUUUACGAAGCGAACCGUCAGUAACCAACAAUGUGUCAGGUCGCCUCUAUUUAUACAACACGAUAGUAUCUUAUAAUCUUUAAUUACAUUCUGUCGUGAAUCUUAUCUACGAGAUGGAUCUCCCCGAAUUGGAUGUCAAAAUCUACAACGUAAAAUCGGUAGAGUCAUCGUGUCGCUCUUUCCAUAAAUUUCGCACGAAAAGUGUAGACCUCAUUCUCCGGAUGAUAGUUCUUUGCAACAGUAACUUCAAUGUGUAUAUAAAACGAUAUACAUAUAAAUCCGCAUAUAUAGAACGUCUUGAGAAUACUUUGACAAGUAUUCUUUCGAUCGACACGCUAUUUGCUAAUCGUUAUUCGAAGAUUCUUGUUCAUUAAAAAAAAUCGUGUUGAACACGGACUAUCUCGUAACCGAAAAAACUUGUCAUUGACGAGAAAGAAAGUUGAGAAUUUAUCGUGUAGUUGUUGGGUAAACUCUUUGCAAACUAUGAAAAAAACGUCGAUCUCUUUGAAAA